Molecule: messenger RNA, 1037 nt
Organism: Nanorana parkeri
Lineage: Eukaryota; Metazoa; Chordata; Amphibia; Anura; Dicroglossidae
Gene: MTX1
Product: metaxin 1
Exons: 8
Coding region: 25-990 (321 amino acids)
Biological process (GO): mitochondrion organization
Cellular component (GO): SAM complex
Source: RefSeq, a predicted model, not a curated record
CUUCCGGGUGGAGGGAGGAGAAACAUGGCGGCGCCCAUGGAGCUGUAUUGCUGGAAGGGAGACUGGGGGCUUCCCAGUGUGGACCCCGACUGCCUGACUGUGCUGACUUACGCCAGGUUCUCCGGAGCACCUCUGAAGGUCCACAAGCUGUCCAACCCCUGGAGGAGCCCGUCAGGUAAGCUGCCGGCCCUGAAAACACCAAACGACGGCGUUCUCUUCCAGCCCGCCAAAAUUAUUACCCAUCUCAGGAAGCAGAAGUACAACGCAGAUUACGACCUGUCGGCUAGACAGGGAGCGGAUACCCUGGCCUUCAUCUCCCUUCUGGAGGAGAAACUUUUGCCAGCUCUGAUCCACUCAUUCUGGGUAGACGCCAAGAACUACGUGGAUCAUACGCGCAAGUGGUACGCCGAAGCCAUUCCAUUCCCGCUCAACUUCUACAUCCCCAACCAGAUGCACAAGAGACAUCUGGAGCACCUCCAGCUCAUCCGCGGCGAGAGCUGGAGGGAGGAUGACGAGGUGCUGGAGAAACAGCUGUACACAGACGCACAGGAAUGUCUCAGCCUCCUAUCGCAGCGGCUUGGGACACAGAGAUUCUUCUUCGGAGAAUGCCCCGCCUCACUGGACGCCCACAUCUUCAGCCACCUCGCUCCCAUCCUGAACGCCAAACUCCCCAACAACCGGUUACAGCAGCACCUGAAAUCCCUGAACAACCUGUCCCAGUACGUCAGCUCCAUCCUCAGCAUCUACUUCAACAUGGACGGCGAGGCCCUCCCUCACCUUUCACCAAAGUCCCCAAAGGCUGAGUCUCCAGACAUCGAUGACGAGCCCAAUAAGAGGCGGAACCAGAUCCUGUCGGUGGCGUUUGGGCUGUUGACGAUGGUCAGUUAUGCUCUGCUGAGCGGAAUAAUCUCCAUACAGCACGCAUCGAGAGGGGUUGGGGCCCUGGAGCCGCCCAUUGCUAUGGAAGACAACGAUGAAGACGAAGAAUGAUUGGAAUCUUAUUGGCUGCCUGCAUUCCGUACCGGAUCCUCCAAGGC